UCUGUCUCUUGUCCCCCAUACUCCAUUCUCUGGCCCCCGAUUAAAGCUGAGUCAGAGGCGGACGCUUCCCCUUGGCUCCCAGUGCCUCCCGUGGGAGCCCUUCCUUGGCGGCAUCCGUUAGUCCCUCCCCGCUGCCGUGCACUCUUGUCUCACUCCUCUGACCGACCUGCAGGGAAGCGGAGAGACCCGGAGAGAGGGAAGAGACCAGCCAGAGACAGACCUGGGCCAAGGAAGAGGCAGAGACUGCAGCCUGCCUCCCUCCCUCUCCCCAGCCUGCCUUAACCGCCCUCCUUAGCCAAAGCCCCUCCAAGUUCCCCUGGGGCUCAGUCCCUCCCCUUCUCUGGGGCCCCCGGCUCCCCUCGGGGCCUGUGUCCCACCAUGUCGGUGGCUGUGGAGAUCUUCGGCUUCUUCAUGGCAGCCCUGGGGCUGCUGAUGCUCGGGGUGACCCUGACACACAGCAGCUGGCGAGUGUCCACCGUGCACGGGAACGUCAUCACCACCAGCACCAUCUUCGAGAACCUCUGGUAUAGCUGUGCCACCGACUCCCUCGGAGUCUACAACUGCUGGGAGUUCCCGUCCAUGCUGGCCCUCUCUGGGUACAUCCAGGCCUGCCGGGCGCUCAUGAUCACCGCCAUCCUCCUGGGCUUCCUGGGCCUCUUCCUAGGCAUGGUGGGGCUGCGCUGCACGAACAUUGGGGGCCUGGAGCCCUACAGGAAAACCAAGCUGGCGGCCACCGCAGGGGCCCUACACAUACUGGCUGGUGUCUGCGGGAUUGUGGCCAUCUCCUGGUACGCCUUCAGCAUCACCCAGGACUUCUUCGACCCCUUGUACCCUGGAACCAAGUACGAGCUGGGCCCCGCCCUCUACCUGGGCUGGAGCGCCUCCCUGCUCGCCAUCCUGGGUGGCAUCUGCCUCUUCUCCAACUGCUGCCGCUCUCGGGACGAGGACCACGGCGCCAGCAUCCGGCCUCCCUACAAGGCCCCAGCGAUGCCCGCCAAAAGCCUCACUGCCCGCCUGCCCACCUCGGCCUCGGAUGAAGAAGGCGACAGCAGCUUUGGCAAGUACGGGAAAAACGCUUACGUGUAGGAGGCCUGGCCUCCCAUUCCCUUCCCACUGCCCCCAGUGGAGAGGGGUCCCUGUAAACCCGGGGCUGCAGGCGCAGGCCCCUGCUCGCGGUAACAAGCUCAGGGCCAAGCCACGCUUCAGGCUCCGCCCCGUGCCUGGAAGCCGCGCCCAGCUCUGACCUCAGGCCCCGCCUUCCCCGUCGGAGCUCCGCCCCGGUCACGCCUCUUUCGUCUGGCUCCCUGGAUCCUCUCAGGCCAAGAACCCGCUUCCUGAGAACUCACCUCUGGCCCCUGAGGCUGGACCCCUCUUAACCUUCUGAGUCUGGGUUCUGGGCCGUUAAGGGGGCGGAGGCGUCCCCGAGUGUUUGUGGUCUGUAUAAACACUUGCAUAAAUAAAUUUGUAUUGGGAACUGU
This is a messenger RNA of Balaenoptera musculus (blue whale), 1478 nucleotides long. RefSeq names its product claudin 15 (gene CLDN15). Gene Ontology annotation, molecular function: structural molecule activity. Lineage: Eukaryota; Metazoa; Chordata; Mammalia; Artiodactyla; Balaenopteridae. The transcript has 6 exons. Gene Ontology annotation, biological process: bicellular tight junction assembly; cell adhesion. Bases 379 to 1086 code for a protein of 235 amino acids. The record is from RefSeq and is a predicted model, not a curated record. Gene Ontology annotation, cellular component: bicellular tight junction; plasma membrane.